Ectocarpus sp. CCAP 1310/34 is the source of this 711-nucleotide messenger RNA. NCBI's taxonomy places the organism in Eukaryota, Phaeophyceae, Ectocarpales, Ectocarpaceae. The record is from the annotation of a GenBank genome assembly.
GGGGGAAGAGAGCGUGACAGAGAUGGCGAGAAGUGAACAGAUUUGAGACAGGGCAGCGAACCAUUUGAUAGGCAGGGGCAGAGGAAGCAGAAAAAGAGAAAACCACGCCCAACCACAUCCGGGAAACCACCCGAUCGGACCUUCAUCCACGACUCCCCCUCCCUCCGGUCUCCUUCAGGCUUCAUGCCCUCUCCCGAUCGUUCCUUGUCAACUGUUCCGUUUGCUUUUCCGUGUGUGGACAAACACGAAUAUCGAUACAACAACAAAGGUUGCCCACUCAUUGAACACAUCCUUUCGACUGGGGUAGUGUCUCGAACGGCGAUGCUGGACACGGUGCUACUCCUGUCCUCGGGGAAGGUGCCCCUGGCUGAGGGCGACCUGGAAGACUUCGAGGAGAAGCUGGAAGCUGUGUGCGACGGUCUGGCCGAGGAUGUCGUCAGGAACGGGGAGGGUACUGCCCACGUUAUGCAGGUGCCGUGCGGUACUGUGCGGUACGGUAACGGCGCACCGACGUCAGCCCUGGCGCGAAAACUUGGCAAGGCGGUCGUGAACUCGCCCCUCUUCAAGGCGGCGGUGGCCGGCAACGACCCCAACGUCGGACGUCUGCUGGCUGUGGUGGGGAAAGUGAUGGGGAGAGAGUCGCCCGACACGGACGUUAGCAACACCAGGUGUGUGUGUCGGAGGGGUAUUCUAAUGUUUUGCAUGCCUUAG